This is a messenger RNA of Tinamus guttatus (white-throated tinamou), 503 nucleotides long. NCBI's taxonomy places the organism in Eukaryota, Metazoa, Chordata, Aves, Tinamiformes, Tinamidae. The record is from RefSeq and is a predicted model, not a curated record.
GCUCGUCCAAAAGGAGAAGGUCUGACUCCAUACCAGGGCAAGAAACGCUGUUUUGGUGAAUACAAGUGUCCUAAAUGCAAGAGAAAAUGGAUGAGCGGAAAUUCCUGGGCUAACAUGGGACAAGAAUGUAUCAAGUGCCACAUUAAUGUUUAUCCCCACAAACAGAGACCCCUGGAGAAGCCGGACGGCCUGGACGUCUCAGACCAGAGCAAAGAACAUCCCCAGCACCUGUGUGAGAAGUGCAAAGUUUUGGGCUACUACUGCCGCCGCGUGCAAUAAGCCAUUCAGUGGCCUCUUCCCGUCCCCAUCAUCCUUCAAGAUCCUCUGGCAGCAUAUGAUGAACAGCAACACAAAAAAGUCAAGACAAAAGCUAAAAUAAUUGCCAAUAUUGCCUAUCUUUAACCUAGUAAUAUGCCUUACCAGUAGUAGAAUGUAACAUUUCUCCUGGGCAUGCUCACACAUGCCACAGGUAUUUACAGGACUACAGCAUAUUUGAUUGCAUA